GCUUCAUGUUAGGAGGACACCCCUCCAUCUGUUCACAGCUCAGCCUCUUUCCAAUUUAAAGCCCACAUUUCCAUGCAAACCUCAAUUUCUUUUCCCCAUUUUAAAUGCAAAGCAAGGCUUGUGAAUCACAGAGUCUCGGCUACUGGGAUUCAGACCAAAUUUCCCCCCAAAAUUCUCGGGCCCUUUGCUUGAAUACCUGCUUACAGUGGUACACAAUGGGCAGCUUUGAGAAGAAAAAUUGAUAAUCUUCACGGAAGAGUAAUUUGAAUGAAAUUACACUUGACAGCCUGUCUCCAAGCAAACAAGAGGCGCGAGGGAGCCUUAGCUAAGCUCCCAGGACCUGCCCGGGCCACUGCCGGGGGAGCUUCCCAGGGAAAAAAAAUCACCAGUUUUUCCAACAUCUAAUUGAGCUUUUGAUUAAUUCCGUGUAGCCGAGUCUACUGAAGAAAGGUAGCCAUGGAAGAGAAUAUGGAAGAGGGGCAGACACAAAAAGGGUGUUUUGAGUGCUGUAUUAAAUGCCUGGGAGGCAUUCCCUAUGCUUCUCUGAUUGCUACCAUCCUGCUCUACGCUGGGGUUGCCCUUUUCUGUGGCUGCGGUCAUGAAGCACUCUCUGGAACUGUCAACAUUCUGCAAACCUACUUUGAGAUGGCAAGAACUGCUGGAGAUACACUUGACGUCUUUACCAUGAUUGACAUCUUCAAGUAUGUGAUCUACGGCAUCGCAGCUGCAUUCUUUGUGUAUGGCAUUCUGCUGAUGGUGGAAGGUUUCUUCACGACCGGUGCCAUCAAAGAUCUCUAUGGGGAUUUCAAAAUCACCACUUGCGGCAGAUGCGUGAGCGCCUGGUUUAUCAUGCUGACAUACCUUUUCAUGUUGGCCUGGCUGGGGGUCACGGCUUUCACCUCCCUGCCAGUCUACAUGUACUUCAACCUGUGGACCAUUUGCCGAAACACCACCUUAGUGGAGGGAGCCAAUCUCUGCUUGGACCUUCGUCAGUUUGGGAUUGUGACGAUUGGAGAGGAAAAGAAAAUUUGCACCGUCUCUGAGAAUUUCCUGAGGAUGUGUGAAUCUACCGAGCUGAACAUGACCUUCCACUUGUUCAUUGUGGCGCUUGCCGGGGCCGGGGCAGCUGUUAUUGCUAUGGUUCACUACCUUAUGGUUCUGUCUGCCAACUGGGCUUACGUGAAAGAUGCCUGCCGGAUGCAGAAAUACGAGGACAUCAAGUCGAAGGAGGAGCAAGAGCUUCAUGACAUCCACUCUACUCGCUCCAAAGAGCGGCUCAACGCCUACACAUAAAUCCGCCCUGCCUGUCCUGCCUGCCAUCUAGAUGCAUUGGUGUUUAACGAAGGGCCAUCCAACCGUCCAACCUUGUGAAAACUAAAAUGGGAGUGCUUCUCAUCAAUGAUCUGUAGGGUGACUUAUGAAUCACCUGACCACAAUUCUUUGUUGUUUAGCACGUAAUUUCCUAAUUUGUUAAAUUGGUGUGAACAAAUCUCUUCUACAAGCUCCUAUCCAGCCUUUUCCUUUUUUAAAUUUCUCACACUCAUUUAAAUAAUUCUGUAAGAUUGAAGAUACUAACAUUGUCAAGUGCAGAGAUUUUAUUUGAUUUUUAACCACUUCCCAUGUGUUGAUACAUAACACCUUUUGCAUUAUUUCUUAUGUUUUGAGAAGAAAAAUAGCUUUUUAUACUUUUUAGUUUUGAUUUCGGUAACUAGUUUAACUACAGGUAACCUUCAAAGGGACCAUUGUACAUUUUGAACAAUAGACAGAGAUGGUAUCACGAGGACUCUUCUUGAAAUAUGGAAAUCUCGUCUGGAGAUCAGUGGCCACGUUACCACAGGCCCUGGUUCAUAUUUUCAUCAAUCUAAGGUGCAGUUUCUAAAUUUGUAAGAGUAGGUGUAAAAAAAAAAAAAAGUGCUUCUUAUCUUUGUUAACAUUGUAUUUUUUUUCUUGAUGUAUUUCUCUCUUGAUUACUCAUGUUUAUGUUGUGAGCACAUGGAAACAGUGAUGCUAAUGCAUGGCUAGUUGCCUUUUUAAGAUUGUGACACCAGACUUACCUUUUAAAGCUUAGUAUAGAGACAAUUUUACUGGAAAUAACUACUGUGAACUAUUCAAGAAUGAUCUCUUUGUGAUUUAAGCAGUGGCUGGAUUGGAACUUUUAAUAUGCUAAUGUGGAACAUUAAUUACCUUUAUGAAGGUGGUAUAUUAAAAAUAAGCACACUAACCCCUCCGAAGUUGUUUUACCUACUUUAAAACGUUUUAACGGAUUGCACCUCUGUAAACUAUCCCUCCAAUGUGUAUGAUAUAUUUGAAAAGGCUUCCAUUAAUAUAAUAGCUUUGCUUGCAGCCUUCCGAUCUAUGUUGGUUCACCUGUAGUGUUUUUUAAAGUGUGGUCAGAGGCCACGAUAGAAUGUAUCCCUUCCAAGUGUAGUGAUAUAUCUGUGUUUUUCUUUGAAGUAAGUCAUUUUAACCAAAUGUUCAGUCAUAAUCAUUUAUAAGAAGUACCUAUAUCAAAGGAAUUAAAAAAAAAAAGCAAUCAGUAUUACUGGACCAAAAUUGGUGUUUGUUUUAACCUUGACUCUUCUUUUGAUUAUUUCUAAUGCUACAAGAAUGCUGUAAAGUGUCUUUUAAAAUGCUGUAGCCUGACAAGACAUUUUUGUCAGUGUAUAAAAAAUUAGGUAGUAUCGUGCACUGAUUUGACCAUUGUGAAAUCUUUUCUCAGUGUAAGUGCAUUUCUAAUAAAAUUUAUGAGUGAAACAAUCUUUGUACAACGACUAGUCAUGCAUCAUCCGUAAUUUUACAAGUUCUUGUAGUAGGUAGCGGGGUAUUUACUAGGGUUAUCUGUGGCAUGAUUAUGCAUUCUGUAGUAUUAUUUAAUUAAUUUGGGGUUUUGCUUUUUUUUUUACAUGUAGAUUAUCUUACUGGUUCAACAAUUUUCUGAUAUAUGCAGUAUUACAGAUAUUCAGCAAAAGUAUUAAUGGGCCUCUUUAAAUUCUAUAUUAUAGUGUUUCAGUUCUGUGUCUUAACAGUUUGUGAUGAUUUUUAAAACUGUCUUUUAAACUUAUGUAAUGAUGUUGAUGCUUUCAGCUUUUUUUUUUUUCCUGGUAUUAGAGUUUGUAUUUUCACAAAGAGUGCUUUGUAGCAGGCAUUACAAUUAAUCUGUUUUGUACAUAAAUGUGCCAACAGCUUGAUGGUGGCGUUUUUGAAAUGUAGAACAAAGUGCUUGCAAAAAUGUAAUAAAUACACUUGUGUACUUUGUGUACUUAUUAUUAGU
Nyctereutes procyonoides (raccoon dog) is the source of this 3271-nucleotide messenger RNA. It is a transcript of the gene GPM6A, whose product is annotated as glycoprotein M6A. The coding region runs from base 457 to 1293 and encodes 278 amino acids. The transcript is spliced from 7 exons. Gene Ontology annotation, biological process: neuron projection development. NCBI's taxonomy places the organism in Eukaryota, Metazoa, Chordata, Mammalia, Carnivora, Canidae. Gene Ontology annotation, cellular component: filopodium; neuronal cell body; axonal growth cone. The record is from RefSeq and is a predicted model, not a curated record.